AUGUCGACGAUCGACGCGAUGCACACCAUUUCGGGCUGGAUGUGGAGGCCUGGACAGGCGGCCAUCGAGACACCGCUUCGCGUCUUUGCCAGCUAUUCGAGCAGCCCCCCGGUUGAGUGGAUCGACAAGGCCUCAUGCUUUGCCAGGUCAGGUCACUGCCAGCUUGUUCUAGUCGUAGUCUUGCUGCUCUGGACUGCUGCCGAGCUUAUCCGUCGGUCCGAACUUAGCGCACCCGCCAUCAAGGCCAAGGGUCACAAACUUCGCCUGGCUUUCGAAAUAGCUUCCCAGGUAUCGCGAGGGUCUGCUCUGGCCUUUAUCAUUGUCGCCGCAUGGUCCAACACUCGCCAGUGGUUCAACGCCGCCACUCUCGGCUAUGCCUUCUUCCUUGGCCUGCUCCGCAUAGUCCUGAAAAGCAAGUGGCGCCAUGUAGCCUUGCAUCAAGUCAACCUCCUUCUGUUGUCUUCGCUGGCGCUGCUAGUCGUUGGUCAUCUUCUCCCAAACCUCGUGGUCGGGUCAGGAUACACGGCUACUAAGGUCGAGCUCGGUGCAAUUGGCUGCUCGACGACUGCCGUUCUUGUUGCUCUCCUCACGCCCCGAGAAUGGGUCCCCCCUCCCAUCGAGACCCCGAUCCGCCAAAAGGUGUCAGAGCCGGUUCCAAGCACACAGGAAACGUGUAGCUGGUUUGAGAACUUCUUCACCUAUGGGUGGGUUACGCCGCUGAUCUGGAAAGGCUACCGGAAUCCCAUCGAGAUGAAGGACUUGCCCAGCCUGCCCUGGUACGACGAGCCGGCCAUUCUCCUAUCCAGCAUCAUGGACGCCCGGGCCAGGUAUUCGGGAACCCUCCGGACCGUCCUCUACUUUCAGCGCAGAGAGCUUACCCAAAUGUGCGUGUGGGCUGCCAUAUCUUAUUCGGCCGAUCUCAUCGCGCCUUUCGCCAUGUACCAGCUCCUCCAGUACCUCUCUGCCCCAGAUGAUGCCAUUCUGCACCCGGCCAUCUGGCUCUUUCUUCUCUUUGCCGGCCCCGUGUUCAGGUCGGUUUCCUUCAACAGGUACGUCUUCAUGUCGUCGCGGCUGGGCAUUCGUGUCAAGGCGGCCAUGACCCUAGAGCUGUACCACCGAGCUUUGUCUUCGAUGGAGCUUGAGGAUGAAACGCUCAGCCAAAUCGUCACCGGAGACGCCAAAGACCAGCCCAACAAGACUACUUCGGCGGGCAGGCUGGCAAAUCUCAUGGCGAGCGACGUCACUGCCAUCUCCCAAGCCCAGCACGUCGUCUUGGCAUUUGUCGGCAUUCCCAUUUCCAUGAUUGUUACCAUUGCGGGUCUUUACAAGAUCAUCGGCUGGUCAAGCUUGGUCGGCAACGUCUUCAUGCUCCUGGCCACCCCGGUGCCGGCUUGGAUUGCCCACACCAUGGGUCGUAUGCAGCGCAAGGUCAAGCAGGCACAAGACUCGCGCAUUUCUCUAAUCGGAGAGUACUUGGCGUCCAUCAAACCCGUCAAAUACUUUGGCUGGGAAGGUCUCAUGACUAGCCAUAUCACAGAGGUGCGAGAGAAGGAGCAAAAUCUAUUGUGGACUGUCUCGGUUUACAACGCCCUCUUUGGCCAAGUCACUGCGCUCAUCCCCGUCACCUCCUUGCUCCUCAUAUUCGGUCUCUAUGCCGGCGUUCUUGAGCAACCCCUUACAGCCUCUGUCGCAUUCACCACCCUUUCGUUGAUAAGCAAUUUGUCAAGCAACUUAGGCAUGAUCAAUUUUGUUAUACGUAUGGUGACAGAAGCAUUCGUCUCUCUUGGCCGUCUCGACAGGUAUUUCGCAAGCACAGCACCCCUCUCUCAUUUCCCGACAGGCCCGCUGAGGCUUGAGAAUGCCACAUUCCGUCGCGGCACCAAGUCGUCGUUCAAGCUCAGGGAAAUCACUAUCAACUUCGUCGAAGGAGGCUUGAAUGUCGUGUCCGGCCAGAGUGGGAGCGGCAAGACUAGUCUUCUUUUGGCGAUCCUCGGGGAGCUGAUUCUGGAAAGCGGAUCCGCAACAACGCCGGGCGAUGUUGCCUUUGCCUCGCAGACGCCCUGGCUUCAGAGCGAGACCAUACGCAGCAACAUCCUCUUCCACGCGCCGUUCGAACAGGCCAGGUACGACCGCAUAGUCGAGGCAUGUGCCUUGGCACCAGACUUUAGCGAGCUCCAGAAAGGAGACAAGACUGAGGUUGGAGAGAAUGGCACUGCUCUCUCCGGAGGCCAAAAGUCUCGGGUUGCUUUGGCGCGUGCGCUGUAUUCGAAGGCUCCCAUGCUUCUCCUUGACGAUAUCUUCUCCGCGCUAGAUGCGAAGACGGCUGCGUCCGUCUGGAAGCUCGCUUUCUGUGGCGAUAUGCUCCAGGGCAGGACUAUUGUUUUGGUGACCCAACUGCCGUGGAUAGCUUCCCAAGCCGACCUCUCCAUUACGCUGGAUGGAGGCACAGUAACCAAGACUGAGCAGAACCUAGGAGUUACUCGCAAGCCCGUGACUCUCGAAUCGGCACAUUAUCUGGAUGCCGGUGCUGGCAAUGGAGGGACCCAAAACGGCGAAGCGACUGUCGGCGACAUCAAGCCUCAAGAGCCUACAUCGAAACCCGACGAUAUAAGCGAGGAGAUGGACGCCACCGGCGCAUCCUCCCGCACAGCAUUUUUUAAAUACGUACAGUACUAUGGCGGCAACCGAGUCAACUUUACCUAUGCAGGAUUUGCGUUCUUGACCACCUUGGUGACAUGGUCGGUAUUCUUGUACAAGUCCUUCUGGGUCUCAAUCUGGGUGGACGCCUACGACGGAAAGGAGCCUGUCCAUGUCGCCUACUACAUCGGAAUCUACGCCGCACUCUCUCUGUCGGCCCAACUGACGGAUGGCUUCAGCUAUCUAGUAUAUCAGCUGGGAUCGUGGAGGGCGGCUCGCCGGCUGCACAUCGACCUCAUCAACGCCGUUAUGAACGCGCCGCUGUUGUGGUGGAAGAACGUGCCUGUCGGACGGGUAGUCAAUCGGUUCAGUCGGGAUGUAGCUUCUCUAGACAGUGGCGUGGGAUCGAUGGCGCUCUGGACCGUGGAAGAGUUGGUGCAGAUAUUCUUCCGCAUCGGCGCCGUGAGCUCUAUCUUGCCCGUCUUCGUGUUUCCAGCGCUGGUUACCGUCAUCUUUGGCAUUGUCUGCGGAGAAAUGUACACGAGAACCGCUGUUACGGUCAAGCGUCUGGCCUCGUCGAGCCAGAGCCCCGUCUUCUCCCAGUUUAGCGACAGCAUGGAGGGCCUGGCUGUCAUUCGCGCCAGGGCAGACAUGCCCGAGACCUUCCAAGAUUUGCUGGCUGAGAGACACCGCCCGCUCUCAAACGUGCGCGGAGCAACAUUUGAUCUGAACCGCUGGGUAAGUCUUCGGACCGACUUUGUCACGGCUCUUGUUAUGCUUUGCGCGGGCGUCAUCGCGAUAUUCAAAGCCAAUGUCCUGGCAGCUGGACUGGUCGGCUUCUCGCUGAUCAAUGCCAAUGGACUGAGCGAUGCGAUUAUUGGCUUUGUGAGGUCGGUGAACUACCUCGAGGUGGAGCUUCAGAGCUUCCAUCGUGUCGAGGAAUAUACCAAGAUCGAGCCCGAGGAGAAGGCUGCUGCUCCUGGCGAGGGUCCAGACGGGUUGAUGCUGCCCUCGGACUGGCCGCGGACAGGCUCUGUGGAGUUUCGAAAUGUCUCGGCCAAAUAUGACGCGGACGGGCCCGAGAUCCUUCACGACAUCAACCUGAAAAUCAGUGCCGGAGAGCGAGUUGCCAUUGUGGGGCGGACUGGCUCGGGAAAGAGCACUCUUGUUCUGUCUCUCUUGCGAUUCACGCAACUCGUCUCUGGCCAGAUUUUGUACGACGGCGUAGACAUCGAGGCGAUACCGCGCAGGAAGCUCCGCCAGGCUUUGACCAUCAUCCCCCAGGAAGCUGUUCUCUUCAAUGGCACUGUUGGAUCCAAUCUCGACCCGUCGGGUACCGUCCCUUCUGCUGCGCUCGAGGACGCGCUCUUGGCCUGUAAGGGUAUAGCCUCCUUUGGCCAGCUCGGCGAGAACCACGAAAAUGGCGCCAAUGGGAAUCCAUCCAGCACUCUGUCCCCUGAGAAUGGCAACGGCGAGGCACCCACCGAGGAGACCCCGUUGCUCCUAGGGAACGGCACCGUUUCCGCGCAGGAGACGAACGGAGAAGCCGAAGGCGGGUUGUCGCUCUCGACUACCGUGCAGGCCAAGGGGGAGAACUUCAGCCAUGGCCAGCGCCAAGUGCUUUCGCUGUGCCGAGCCCUGGUACGCAAGACGAGCAAGCUGAUGCUGCUGGACGAGGCGACGGCGAGCAUGGACUUUGAGACGGACCGCGGAGUGCAGGAGGUGCUUCGCAAGGAGCUCGAGCCUGCGUCGGGAGAGAGGGGGGACAGGACGCUCGUCACGAUUGCGCACCGCCUGCGCACCGUCAUUGACUACGACAAGAUUGUGGUGAUGGGAUCUGGGCGUGUCCUUGAGGUCGGGUCCCCGAGAGAGCUCUAUGCCAUCGGCGAAGGGGGCCACUUCUUUGAGAUGGUGCGGCACAGCGGCGAGCUCGACCAUUUACGGCAAUAUAUGGAGCUGGCAGAGGCGUAG
Molecule: messenger RNA, 4608 nt
Organism: Lasiosphaeria miniovina
Lineage: Eukaryota; Fungi; Ascomycota; Sordariomycetes; Sordariales; Lasiosphaeriaceae
Product: P-loop containing nucleoside triphosphate hydrolase protein
Exons: 5
Coding region: 1-4608 (1535 amino acids)
Biological process (GO): transmembrane transport
Cellular component (GO): membrane
Molecular function (GO): ATP hydrolysis activity; ATP binding; ABC-type transporter activity
Source: RefSeq, a predicted model, not a curated record